Molecule: messenger RNA, 1602 nt
Organism: Procambarus clarkii (red swamp crayfish)
Lineage: Eukaryota; Metazoa; Arthropoda; Malacostraca; Decapoda; Cambaridae
Product: MAGE-like protein 2
Source: RefSeq, a predicted model, not a curated record
AUGUUGGGCACGUACCCAAAAGCAAUUACCGUGAAAUAUUGGGCGAGGCUAAUAUUGGGCGAGGCUAGUCUCCAGCGUCUGUUCCUUGUUACAAGCACAGCCCACCUCCAGUGUUACAAGGACAGCCCACCUCCAGUGUUACAAGCACAGCCCACCUCCAGUGUUACAAGCACAGCCCACCUCCUGUGUUACAAGCACAGCCCACCUCCAGUGUUACAAGGCCAGCCCACCUCCCGUGUUACAAGAACAGCCCACCUCCAGUGUUACAAGGACAGCCCACCUCCAGUGUUACAAGGACAGCCCACAUCCAGUGUUACAAGCACAGCCCACCUCCCGUGUUACAAGGACAGCCCACCUCCAGUGUUACAAGCACAGCCCACCUCCCGUGUUACAAGGACAGCCCACCUCCAGUGUUACAAGCACAGCCCACCUCCCGUGUUACAAGGACAGCCCACCUCCAGUGUUACAAGCACAGCCCACCUCCAGUGUUACAAGGACAGCCCACCUCCUGUGUUACAAGCACAGCCCACCUCCCGUGUUACAAGGCCAGCCCACCUCCCGUGUUACAAGGCCAGCCCACCUCCCGUGUUACAAGCACAGCCCACCUCCCGUGUUACAAGGACAGCCCACCUCCAGUGUUACAAGCACAGCCCACCUCCAGUGUUACAAGGACAGCCCACCUCCUGUGUUACAAGGCCAGCCCACCUCCCGUGUUACAAGGCCAGCCCACCUCCCGUGUUACAAGGCCAGCCCACCUCCCGUGUUACAAGGCCAGCCCACCUCCCGUGUUACAAGGCCAGCCCACCUCCCGUGUUACAGGCCAGCCCACCUCCCGUGUUACAAGGCCAGCCCACCUCCCGUGUUACAAGGACAGCCCACCUCCCGUGUUACAAGGACAGCCCACCUCCCGUGUUACAAGGACAGCCCACCUCCAGUGUUACAAGGCCAGCCCACCUCCCGUGUUACAAGGCCAGCCCACCUCCCGUGUUACAAGCACAGCCCACCUCCAGUGUUACAAGGACAGCCCACCUCCCGUGUUACAAGGCCAGCCCACCUCCCGUGUUACAAGCACAGCCCACCUCCAGUGUUACAAGCACAGCCCACCUCACAUGUUACAAGCACAGCCCACCUUCCGUGUUACAAGCACAGCCCACCUCACAUGUUACAAGGCCAGCCCACCUCACAUGUUACAAGGCCAGCCCACCUCACAUGUUACAAGCACAGCCCACCUCACAUGUUACAAGCACAGCCCACCUCCCGUGUUACAAGCACAGCCCAUCUCACAUGUUACAAGGCCAGCCCACCUCACAUGUUACAAGGCCAGCCCACCUCACAUGUUACAAGCACAUCCCACCUCCAGUGUUACAAGCACAGCCCACCUCACAUGUUACAAGCACAGCCCACCUUCCGUGCUACAAGCACAGCCCACCUCACAUGUUACAAGGCCAGCCCACCUCCAGUGUUACAAGGACAGCCCACCUCCCUCGAUCACAUUCAUCCUACCCAACUAAUUCCAGAACUUAUAAUGCAAUUUGCAAAGAACUGUUUCACAAAAUCCCCAAAAUGCUAAUUCCCUCACUCCACUACAGCGCUCUCCCUUAA